This is a messenger RNA of Oncorhynchus kisutch (coho salmon), 1145 nucleotides long. RefSeq names its product 5-hydroxytryptamine receptor 3A-like. Bases 219 to 806 code for a protein of 195 amino acids. Gene Ontology annotation, biological process: monoatomic ion transport. Lineage: Eukaryota; Metazoa; Chordata; Actinopteri; Salmoniformes; Salmonidae. The record is from RefSeq and is a predicted model, not a curated record. The transcript is spliced from 3 exons. Gene Ontology annotation, cellular component: membrane.
UAUGGCUUUGUCUUGUCUGAUAUGGGAAUCGACUGCACCAAGCCAGAUCACCCUUGAAGAUUUUCAUUCCACAUUGUGUCUCUAAACUGUAGAUUAUCCUGAGGCGCAGAGCCACCCUCUACGUGGUGAACCUCCUGAUCCCCAGCUGCUUUCUCAUCACUGUGGAUCUCUUCAGCUUCCUGCUGCCACCCCAAAACGUGGACCGCUCCUCCUUCAAGAUGACCCUUAUUUUGGGCUACUCAGUCUUCCUACUCAUCAUAAAUAACCUGCUGCCCGUUACAGGAAGCACCAUUCCACUGAUAAAUGUGUUCUUCGCCAUCUGCUUGGCUCUGAUGGUGGCCAGCCUGCUGGAGACUAUUCUCAUCACCAACCUCCUGGUCGGCUCCAGUAACUUCCACCCAGUGCCUGGCUGGGUCCGAGUGCUCGUCCUGCGCUUCAUGGGCACCCUGGUCUGGCUGCCUCAGAAAUCCAGAGAGGACAAGAUCAUCCUCAAUCCAGUUGCAAGAGAAACAGACGUGAAAGUCUGCCCUCUAGUGUUGGUGGAGAGACAGGUUCAAACAGGAGAACCAGGUAAGAUGUGGGCAGAGGCAGGCGAUCCAGCCCUGGCGGAGCUGAGGAAUCUGGGCAAUGAGCUCCAGUCCAUCCGCCUCCAGGUGGCCCAGCAUGUGGACGGGAACCAAAUCUCCCAGGACUGGAUGCAGGUGGGCUACAUCAUAGACCGGCUGCUGUUUGGCGUCUACUGCGUCUUCGUCACAUUCAGCUUCAUCGUCAUCCUCAGCAUCUGGAGUAAUUCAUACAAACAGUGAUGUACUGGUUAAAAAAAAUAGGUGGUUAAACGCCAUUCGCUGUGAAUAAAGAAAUGCUCCCGAUAUGUUCUUUGCAUUUUUCCACGAUAGGUGGCUAAAUGUUUGUGUAAAAUACAAAAUGUGUGGAAAUAGUGCUUACCCUCCACUACACCACUGUGUACAAGACUUAAGAGUCUCCCGUGUUGUCAACUGCUGUUUAGAUUUAAAAAUAUGUACCUUAAAAUUAGCAUAACUUUAACAAUUGUUUGUUUGAUCUUCUGGCUGCACUGAGUAGGUGUGUUGACUUAUAUAUUACUAUAUUAGAUUAAAUGUAGAUUUUUAUUUGUCAAAUAAACAUAC